Messenger RNA from Hyalella azteca, 2116 nucleotides. RefSeq names its product V-type proton ATPase subunit C (gene Vha44). The coding region runs from base 131 to 1291 and encodes 386 amino acids. Gene Ontology annotation, cellular component: lysosomal membrane; vacuolar proton-transporting V-type ATPase, V1 domain. NCBI's taxonomy places the organism in Eukaryota, Metazoa, Arthropoda, Malacostraca, Amphipoda, Hyalellidae. The transcript is spliced from 10 exons. The record is from RefSeq and is a predicted model, not a curated record. Gene Ontology annotation, molecular function: proton-transporting ATPase activity, rotational mechanism. Gene Ontology annotation, biological process: proton transmembrane transport.
AUCGGGUCUUGUUGUUAUUGCUCAGCUGUGUUCUCGUGAGGCGGUGAUGAGCGUGUGGAAACGUCUCUGUGAAGCGUUUUAACGAGUGUGCUAGGACUUCGAGCACUGGGCAAGGAGGAAGCGAGGCAACAUGUCUGGAUCAGAAUACUGGCUCAUUUCUGCUCCUGGAGACAAGACCCCUCAGAACACAUAUGACAAACUCAACAAGGCAACUGCUAUCGACAACCAACUCUCCAUCAACCAUCCUUUCCACAUUCCUGACUUGAAGGUUGGCACUCUGGAUCAGUUGGUGGGUCUGAGCGAUGAUUUGGCUCGUCUUGACACAUUUGUUGAGAGCGUCAUGCGCAAGACGGCUCAUUAUCUUGGUGAAGUCCUGGAAGAUCAGCGUGACAAGCUGCAGGAGAAUCUCCUUGCAAACCAGGUAAACCUGGCCACGUACUUGACUAAGUUCCAGUGGGAGAUGGCCAAAUUCCCUGUCAAACAGAGCCUCCGUGGCAUUGUUGAUGCAAUUGGUCAGCAGGCAUCACAAAUUGAAGGCGAUCUCAAAGCCAAGGCUCAAAACUACAACAAUCUUAAGUCAAACCUGACAAACAUGGAACGAAAACAAGUUGGGAGCUUGUUGACACGAAACCUUGGUGAACUGGUGAAAAAGACAGACUUUGUUCAGAACAGCGAAUAUCUGGUGACUCUGCUUGUUGUGGUGCCAAAGAACCUCUUUGGGGAUUGGCUGGCGAAGUACGAGCACCUGACGGACAUGGUUGUGCCGCGGUCUUCCAAUCUCCUCUUUGAGGAUGCCGAGCACGGCCUGUACUCUGUCACUGUCUUUAAUAAAGUUGUUGAUGAGUACAAGCUGCACGCCAGAGAAAACAAGUUCGUUGUACGAGACUUCACUUACAAUGAAGAGGAGCUGUCUGCCGGCAAGACCGAGCUCUCCAAGCUCAUGAGCGACAAAAAGAAGCAAUUCGGCCCUCUUGUACGCUGGCUUAAAGUCAACUUUAGCGAGUGCUUCAUCUGCUGGAUUCACGUCAAAGCCAUCAGGGUGUUCGUCGAGAGCGUUCUCAGGUAUGGACUGCCGGUGAACUUCCAAGUGGUGGUGAUGCAGCCUGUCAAGGGCCGCGUGAAGCGCCUCAAGGAGGUCCUGAGUGGCCUCUACGCUCACCUCGACUCAACAGCCGUGGCUGGCAACGUUGAAACCUUGGACAUACCAGGCCUGGGCUUCAGCAGCGGAGAGUAUUACCCCUACGUGUACUUCAAACUCAACAUCGACCCACUCAGCGAACACAAAAUAUAAAUUUAUUUCUCGAUUGCUUUUGGCUUCACAAAGCCAUUAAGGCAAUGAAAAAGAGAAACCGUGGUUCUUAAGUGUCGAAUUUAUCUUGUACUCAACGGCGGUUCAGAAUAACGACUUUAAUUUACAGAACAUGAAACGGUUAUGCAACCAUCAUUUUUUCCAUCAAUUUUCGAUGUUACAGUUCGUUAGAUCUCUAGCCACAAUCAUUUUUUUUCUAUCAAUUUCCGAUGUUACAGUUAGAUUUCUAAGCCAUUGGUUCAACUGCCUAAAAGAAAAAGAAUAUGCAACAUAACAAACCAACCGCCAAAAUUGCUUUGCAAUGAACGAGAUUCGAUUUAUCAUUAAUUCAGCCUGCAAGCGUAUGCUCAUAUGUACCAUUGAUAAAAUACUUUUUUGCUGGAGUAAUAAUGAGUUCGUAAGUUAGGUUUAAACUUGAAGUAGUCAGCAAUCUCUUGUCAUUUAGAGGACUAGAUUACAGUGUUGAACGUAUAUAUUUAUGCUUGGAGUCUAGCUUAUGCAGUGAACAUAAAUAGAAGUUCUUGUUGACGAAUAAUUGGCACUUCCUUGGACGGGUUAACUUCCUGAAGUUUUAUUGAACAUAAAGAUUACCCUCCAACCUUCAUUUUAAUCCAUAGUUCAUGAACUACUUUCUUGAAUCAGUAAAUGAGGUUGGAGGACAGGAAUAUAUUGUUGCUUGUCAUCGAGAAUCGCUAAAGUUUUUUGUGUAAAUACCUAACAUUCCUCAAUAAUUCCUGUAUUGUUCUCCAGUCUGGAGGAUGACGCCGCAAAGUUUGAAGCUGUUCUUUUAGUGCCAUGCGCGUUGUA